Ipomoea nil (Japanese morning glory) is the source of this 2375-nucleotide messenger RNA. RefSeq lists its product as uncharacterized. The record is from RefSeq and is a predicted model, not a curated record. Bases 179 to 2140 code for a protein of 653 amino acids. Gene Ontology annotation, biological process: mRNA destabilization. The transcript is spliced from 10 exons. Gene Ontology annotation, cellular component: cytoplasm. Gene Ontology annotation, molecular function: mRNA binding. NCBI's taxonomy places the organism in Eukaryota, Viridiplantae, Streptophyta, Magnoliopsida, Solanales, Convolvulaceae.
UCUCCAAGCUAGAAAGCUCAAACGCCCGCUCGCGCUUCCCCUGCAGCCUGCAACUAUACCUUCCCAAGUCCUACGCUCCGUACCCUUCGUACCUUCAUUUCUACUCUCAUCUCUAUACCCGCACGCGAAUACCCGAGCUCCAACGGACGUAGCGCCUGAUUCCACGCCGGCGAUCGUCAUGGCGGCCGUUGUCCCACCGUCGGAUGAAGCUGCAGAGGAGUUGCUGCAGAAUUUGACAUUGGAUUCUGAUAAUGAGAAGCCCCUCCAAGCUACGGAGACCACAAUGAAGCCUUCAGCUGCCCGGUUUGCACCUGCUGAAUCUGGUGCUUUAGCAAAUGGUAUUAACAAGCCCUUUGAGGGAUCUACAACACAUUCCCAACAGGAUUUCAUGGGUCCUAGCAUGUUCUAUAACCCUAAUGGAUAUCCAUCCUCAACAUAUUACUACAGAGGUUAUGAUGGUUCCUCAACCAAUGAAUGGGAUAGAUUUUUAAAUCCUGACAGAGUUGAACUGCCUCCAGUAAGUUACUUGCAGAGCAUGUAUGGUGACUAUCAUCAUGGGUAUGGUUAUGCUCCAUAUGGAACAUAUUCUCCAUCAGGCUCACACGUUGAGCAUGAUAACCAGAUGUAUGGUGCUCAGCAAUACCAAUAUCCAACUACUUAUUUUCAAUCGUCUACUACUAGUGGAACUUUCUCAACAAACAAGCCUUAUGCUCCCCAGUCUGAAGUCCCAACUCCAAUUGCACCUGACAAAGUGCAAUUGAUUGGGGACACCACCAAAGUAAAUCAAAGUCAUGUUGGUGCUGGGGCGCCUGAUCGAACCACCAUUUCGAAGCCUGUAAGACCAAUUUAUGAGGACUCCUCUCUGAAAUCCCUUGACUCCUAUGGAUGGGGAAGCAUCCCAUCAGCAAAUCAAUGGAUCUCUUCACCAGUUUCACAUAAUAGCAACUUCCCUUCUGGAACAAACCAAAGUUUGCAGCCUCUUCCACAUCUCAUGGGCUUGCAACAUCCGAGGGCAUCAUCUGGACUUGGUGGAUAUGUGAAUCAGAUGUAUCCAAGUAACAGGAUGUAUGGCCAUUAUGGGAACACAUUUAGAAGUGGGGUAGGUUUGGGACCAAAUAGCUAUUUGAGUGCAGGUUCACAUGAUUGGCCGUCUGCUGAUAACAAGUCUAGAUCCUGGGGUCGUGGGAAUGGCUUAUUUACCAAUUACAACGAAAGUGUGUAUGGCUUAAAUGAAUUAAACAGAGGACCGCGAUUGAAAGGCUUUAAGGACCUGAAGGAUUCUGAAUCUAUCACAUUAGCAGUUAAGGGGCAGAGUCUUCCUCUGAGGGUUAAUAGCAAUGAUGAUAAUUUACCACUUUUCCCGGAUAGGGAACAGUACAACAAAGAUGAUUUUCCUGAGACUUACACAGAUGCUAAAUUCUUUGUCAUUAAAUCUUACAAUGAGGAUGAUGUCCAUAAAAGCAUAAAAUAUGGUGUGUGGUCCAGCACCCCCAACGGUAACAAGAAACUAGAUGAAGCAUAUAAAGAAGCCCAGGAUAAGUCUGGGGGAUGUCCUGUCUUUUUGCUUUUCUCUGUUAAUGCAAGUGGACAGUUUGUUGGCCUUGCCGAGAUGGUUGGUCGUGUCGAUUAUGACAAAACUGUUGAAUAUUGGCAACAAGACAAGUGGAAUGGGUGCUUCCCUACCAAGUGGCAUAUUAUAAAAGAUGUACCUAAUAGCAUGCUGAGGCACAUCACUCUAGAGAAUAAUGAGAAUAAGCCCGUAACCAACAGCAGAGAUACUCAGGAGGUCAGCUUUGAGCAUGGUAUUGACGUAUUGAAAAUACUGAAAGGACAUUCCAGUAAGACGAGCAUUUUAGAUGAUUUCGAGUUUUAUGAAGGACGCCAGAAGAUAAUGCAAGAGAGAAAGGCUAAGCAGCGCCUAUUGGAAAAACAGGCCGGAAAUGCAAAACCAUUUAUCGUUUUAUCUUCACAGGAAACAGACAAAACUGAGACGACAGAUAAAAACAUCUCCGCUAAACCAGCAGAUUCUGAUGGUUCAGCCGCACCUGAGACCGCCAAGGCUGAUGUAGGAGUGAUUCCUCAUGGCGAAAAAGUGACAUUUGCAGCGGUGCUCUCCGGUGGGGUUGGAAAUGCUUGUUAAGUUCUUUUGCAACAAGUGGGGCAAUUUAUGGGAGUUGCAGAGUUGGUCUAGUGUGUUCAAAAUACACAAUAAAGUUUGAUUUGUUAGAUGACAUGGUUGAUGUGGCUUUCUUUUUUCUCUUUUUCUCCCCAAGAACAAUAAUAUAAAUAGAAUAGAAUGCACUGUUCUCAAAAUAGGCAGCAUGAUGUUGACUUGGACUGCUAAGAAUUUUGAAGUUUUAGCUUCUUGUUUUGCA